UGAGAAAAGCAAGCGAAAUAUUUCUUUUCGGAUUAUAUCAACGCUUAAUUUGUACUAGACUUUGGUGGAGUUUGUACGAAGUUCUUAUUUAAAAAAAAUGGACCAAAAUGAAUUUCGAAAAAGGACAAAGGAAAUGGUGGAAUACAUUUGCAAUUAUCUGAAACAUAUCGAGUCGAGAAGGGUAACACCAACGGUGGAGCCGGGUUAUUUAAAAAAAUUAAUAUGCAACGAAGCACCGGAAAAUCCCGAAGAUUGGGAUGUUAUUAUGUGUGAUGUCGAAUCAAAAAUAAUGCCAGGUAUUACCCAUUGGCAACAUCCUCGUUUUCACGCAUACUUUCCAUCAGGAAAUGCAUUUCCGUCUAUUAUUGCUGACAUGUUGUCCGAUGCCAUUGCUUGUAUGGGAUUUACCUGGGCCGCAAGUCCUGCCUGUACCGAACUGGAAAAAAUUGUCCUUGACUGGUUUGGAAAGGCAAUAGGUUUACCGGACGAAUUUUUAACAUUGAGUGAAGACAGUAAGGGUGGAGGUGUUAUGCAGGGUUCCGCCAGUGAUUGUGUAUUCGUAUGUAUGUUAGCAGCAAGGACCCAUGCUAUAAAACGCUUGAAACAGCGGCACCCCCUUGUAGAAGAGGGGACACUACUGUCCAAAUUGAUGGCUUACUGUUCAACAGAAGCUCACUCUUGUGUUGAAAAAGCUGCAAUGUUAUGUUUUGUAAAACUGAGAAUUUUGGAGCCCGAUGAAAAAUCGUCGCUUAGGGGACAAACUUUGCAAAUGGCAAUGGAAGAAGACAAAACAAUGGGUUUGGUACCUUUUUUCGUUUCAACCACUCUUGGAACAACAUCUUGUUGUUCGUUCGAUAAUCUUUCUGAAAUAGGACCCGUUUGCAAAAAAUUCCCCUCAGUGUGGCUCCAUGUCGAUGCGGCUUACGCAGGAAAUUCAUUUAUCUGCCCAGAACUCAGGCGUUUUCUUAAAGGAGUCGAAUAUGCCGAUUCUUUUAAUACAAACCCCAACAAGUGGUUGACGGUAGCUUUUGAUUGUUCUACCAUGUGGGUUAAAGACAGAAAUCGACUUACUUCGGCCUUCAUAGUCGACCCUUUGUAUUUACAACACGGUUACAGUGAUGCUGCAAUCGAUCAUCGACACUGGGGGAUUCCCCUCAGUAGACGAUUUCGCUCAUUGAAACUUUGGUUCGUUAUGAGAUGCUGUGGUUUAUCUGGUCUGAGAAAUUACAUUCGACACCAUAUUCGCUUGGCCAAAAAGUUCGAACAUAUGGUUAAGCACGAUAAGCGGUUCGAAAUUUGUAAUGAUGUUAAGCUCGGUCUGGUCUGUUUUCGUUUGAAAGGCGAUGAUCACUUAAAUGAAAAACUUCUUAGCAAUAUAAACGCUUCGGGAAAACUUCAUAUGGUCCCAGCGUUGGUUCGCCACAAAUAUGUCAUCAGAUUUUGUGUUACGGCACCAAAUGCAACUGAUGAAGAUAUUGAGUACGCAUGGGAAAUUAUAAAAGAAUUUGCUUCUAGUUUAUUGGAAGCUAAAGAAAAUGAAGAGGAAAUUUCUGACGGUAGAAGGCGAAAACGUUCUGCUUUUAUGCGUUCUUCUUUUGUGCGCAUGGUCAGCGAUUCUAAAUUUUACAACCCUUCAGUUGGAAGAAAGCCCCAUGCAAUAACAGGUUCUGAAAAUAACCCAAUGCAACCAUUGCGGAGUUCAUCUAGGAUAAGUUGGCCAUUAGCCUAUUUAAUUAGAGGGACUGAAGAAGAAGGUGUUCCUCAUUUGGACCAAUCAGGAUCAGGAAAUGAUGGCAGUCAUUCGUCGAGUGCUAAACAGGACAACAAGCCGAAAUAAAUGUUUUAGUAAAAGGCAAAG
Agrilus planipennis (emerald ash borer) is the source of this 1858-nucleotide messenger RNA. Its product is annotated as tyrosine decarboxylase-like. The record is from RefSeq and is a predicted model, not a curated record. Gene Ontology annotation, biological process: amino acid metabolic process. Gene Ontology annotation, molecular function: carboxy-lyase activity; pyridoxal phosphate binding. Lineage: Eukaryota; Metazoa; Arthropoda; Insecta; Coleoptera; Buprestidae. The transcript is spliced from 11 exons. The coding region runs from base 98 to 1837 and encodes 579 amino acids.